GUUAGAUAAUUGUUUUAUAGUCAAAAUAUGAUGGAUGAAAAUGAGGAGACCAAAAUGGGAAGUAUGUUGACAGGUUUUAUGAGAGUUGGCAAACUUUCUGAGGCUGAAAAGAUAUUCAAAGAGUGGAAAGUCAAAAAAAAAAAUCAAGAAAAGCACCUCAAAUGAAUAUAAAAGCAGAAGUUCACAUAGUUCACAUAGGUUGCCAGUAAAAUGCCCACUUCCGGGAUGUAAUGACAGCAUAAUUGAUUUACCAAGACAUACACGUUCAUCUAAGCAUGGACUUUCAAAGGAAGAGGCCAAAAAGUUAAGAGGAAAGUUUGAUUUGAGAAAAGAAAGGGAUAACCUUUCAAGUCAAUCUUUCAGAACAACUAAAAAAAACAGAUGUCCUAUUUGCAAUGUUAUUACUAAAAGAAUACACGAUCAUUUAUAUAGGUCUCCUCAUUAUCUCAAAAACAAUCUGUCUAAGUACAGAGAAAUGCUUGAUAAAAAAGUUCUAUAUAGCGAAAGUACCAAUUUAAAAUUAAAAUUUCUUUCAUACUCUUAUAAAACUCAAUCAACAGAUUUAAGCAAAGGUAAUCCUCCGCUCGUAAAUAUAGAAGAGAGCCCAAGUUCUAACUACUCUUUUUCUCGUAUUCCGGACAAAGAUGGUGUACUGAUUGAACCCUCAUUUCAAGAUUACCUCGAUGUAUUUUAUUUAUAUUUAAAGAGUUUAUCUGGUGGCAAAAAAGAUAGUGUAGCUGCGCAUAAUGAAAUGAAACAAAUAAUGAGGAUGAUGCAAGUUGUUUCACCACAAGAACCCUGUUACACUAAGUUUUUUGACCUUCAAAAUUUAGCUAAAGUUUGGCAGUCACAUGUAGUUAAAAAAGGUUAUGAACCUGGUACCCAGCGAUCAUAUUUGCUUUCAUUUACUCACUUUAUAGAGUUUUUGAUUCGAUCAAAGCCAACACAACAUGUUGAUAAUGUUUUGCUUGUAAAUAUUUCUGUAUGUUCCUCUAUUGAUUCAAAUGAGGAAAAUGAUAGUGAUUAAGAAUAUCAAACAAGCAAUAAAGAUAUAUUAUUAUCUUGCACUAAAAAAAACUGGACACCAGAAGAAAUUCAAGAAAUACAAAAUUUAUUUAUGUUUGCAGACAAAAAGUCAGUUAUUUCUCAAGCAUUUAUAUGUGAAGUUACUUACUCAAAUGAAGUUUUAAAACAUUGAACACCAAAACAAAUUUAUGACAAAAUCAAGCAUAUGCAGAAAUCAAGCGUGGUAAAUUAUAAUGAUUACAACCAGAGUAUUCGGAUGAAGACAAUUUUCACCAAAGAGGAAAAUAAAACUAUUAAACAAUUGUUUUCAUCUUUAAUUUUAAGUAGAUCAAUUGUGUCAAAGGAAAAUGUUAUGGCUAUAAUUAAUAACAAUCUUGAAGCCAAAAAAAACUUUAUCAAAAUACUUGGAUGAUCAAUUAGUUGCAAAAG
Molecule: messenger RNA, 1455 nt
Organism: Hydra vulgaris (swiftwater hydra)
Lineage: Eukaryota; Metazoa; Cnidaria; Hydrozoa; Anthoathecata; Hydridae
Source: RefSeq, a predicted model, not a curated record